Asparagus officinalis (garden asparagus) is the source of this 1749-nucleotide messenger RNA. RefSeq names its product lysM domain receptor-like kinase 4. The record is from RefSeq and is a predicted model, not a curated record. NCBI's taxonomy places the organism in Eukaryota, Viridiplantae, Streptophyta, Magnoliopsida, Asparagales, Asparagaceae. Gene Ontology annotation, biological process: protein phosphorylation. The coding region runs from base 1 to 1749 and encodes 582 amino acids. The transcript has a single exon. Gene Ontology annotation, molecular function: ATP binding; protein kinase activity.
AUGCUUAUUCUCUAUCUCUUACUACUCAUCUUCUCCUUCAGAUCCUCACUCUCCUCCCAAUUCUACGAUACCACCUCGUGCUCCUUGCCGACCCCCUCUCCGGGCUCUCGCUAUGCCUGCAACUCGCCCCUCUCCUCCUCCUGCAACACUUUCAUAGUCUACAGAGCUCGUCGUGGCCUCAACAAUGCCUCAAGCAUCUCAAAAGUCUUCGACGCAGAUUUACAUCAAGUUCUACAGGUAAAUAACCUGGCAGAUUCGUCUGAGCUUCUUGAGGACAACAGAGAGAUCUUACUCCCUAUCAAAUGCUCUUGCUCCUCUGGCUUCUUUCGCUCCGAGCUUAUUUAUACGGUUCCUUAUGUUAUGACAUAUAAUGAUAUCUCUUGUGAUGUCUUCGAAGGCUUGGUUAAGCUUUCUACGCUGUCAGAGGAGAGAAAUUAUGAUCCUGAUAAUGUUAGGAAAGGUUUGAAGCUGAAAGUUCCUCUAAAAUGUGCCUGUCCUGAUGAAAAUGAUACUAGGCAAGGACUUCGGUAUCUUGUUACUUACCCGAUUCAAGAAAUGGAUGAACCAGGACUUAUAGCUGAGAAAUUUGGGAUUUCUCUUGGUGAUUUGUUAGCUCAGAACAGUAUGGUGGAUUCAAACCCAACUUUGUUUACUAAUACUACAGUUCUGGUUCCUCUUAGAGAUAUUCCAAUUAUAAACUGGAAUUUAUCGGAUCCAGGCGACCGAGAUCAUGGCUUCACUCCAUUUUCACCGAGCGAGAUGAUCGACACAAAGGCGAGGAGCAAGAUUUUGUAUGUUAUUGUAACAAUUAUUGGAUUGUUUUCGGCGUUUGUUUUGUUAUCAGGAGUUUCUUUUUGUUGUAGAGCCAAGAAUAGAAAGAGAGGUGUUAAGAUCAAACACUCUUCUUCUCACUCAACUCCUACAUGUUUAUCGCCUGAUAUAAUCGCAGUCAUGUCCAAAUACUCUCUCAUUAGUUACACAACCGAAGAGCUAAGCAAAGCCACAAAUGAUUUCAGCAAAGAAACUCAAUUGGGUUCUUCGGUUUUCAAGGGUAGAAUCGGUGAUAAUGAGCUUGUGAUCAAGAAAAUGGGAUUUGGGGAUGCAAGAAGAACAAUCAGUAUCCAUUCCAAGAUCAAUCACUCCAGCAUCGUUCAACUUGAAGGCGUGUGUUAUGGAGAUGAUGAGUACUCUUCCUCGUUUCUAGUCUUCGAGUUUGCAAGAAAUGGGAGUUUGAGAGAUUGCUUGAAGAAUUCAGCAAAUGCUCUUUCAUGGCAAAAGAGGACUCAAAUUGCCUUUGAUAUCGCUAUCGGUCUUCAUUAUAUACAUCAUUGCACGAUUCCUUCAUAUAUACAUAUGAACGUAAAUAGUAGAAAUAUACUGAUUACCGAGGAUUGGAGGGCAAAGAUUGCAAAUUUAGGUGAAGGAUCGAUCAUCACCAAUUCUUAUGAAACGGUAUCAACGAAAGUUGAUGUGUUCGGCUUUGGAGUUGUUCUUUUUGAUAUCCUGUCAGCUAAGGAGAUCAAAGAUGGGAGUUUGACGAGGCAGAGAUUGGGAUUUUUGCAUGGUGAAGGAGGAGGAGGUGACUGUUUUGAUGAACUUAGGGGAGUUUUGGAUCCAAAUCUUAAGGAUUAUCCUGUCGGUGAUGCUCUCUGUAUGAUUGUUUUGGCUAAAGGUUGUGUUGACAAAAAUCCUAUGAAUCGGCCAUCGAUGAAUGAUAUUUUGAAGAUUCUUGCGAGAAUGGUAAGGUGA